Messenger RNA from Folsomia candida, 1964 nucleotides. RefSeq names its product histone RNA hairpin-binding protein. Lineage: Eukaryota; Metazoa; Arthropoda; Collembola; Entomobryomorpha; Isotomidae. The record is from RefSeq and is a predicted model, not a curated record. The transcript has 4 exons. The coding region runs from base 130 to 1242 and encodes 370 amino acids. Gene Ontology annotation, cellular component: cytoplasm; histone pre-mRNA 3'end processing complex. Gene Ontology annotation, molecular function: mRNA binding; histone pre-mRNA stem-loop binding. Gene Ontology annotation, biological process: mRNA transport; mRNA 3'-end processing by stem-loop binding and cleavage.
CCGCGGGAUGGUCUUUGUUUUGUGCGGGAUGAACCCUCAGUCAGUCACUUGUCCUGUUCUGUUCUCUGUUUUUGUUCUCUCUUCCUUCUGCUGACCGAAUUGAAAUUAAAAGAUCUAAUAAACUUCCAAAUGGCUCCAAUCUCGUCCAAGACGGGAAGUCCGAUGAAGACGUCGUCCUCUUUGAAUGUGGAGGAGGAUGUCACAAAGGCGAAAAAAAGUCGGUUGGCGAUAAGUGACGUCAAAACAGAGCUGCCCGAUUACGACUCGGCGUCAGAAGAUGACCAAGAGUUUCCGGAACUCAAGGUGAAAAAGGAGGAGGAGGAAGAUGAUAAUGAAGAGGAAUUUCCAUCUGUGGCGACGACUAAGCCGGCUGGACGGGAAACGUUGAGGGCGACGAGGUCACAGACCUCUUCAAAUAAGGGAUCGAGCUCCAGUUUGGGGACAGGUGAUGAGACAACCAAACGAAGCGGCAGCAUUCAUGACCGUCUCGGUGACCAGACCGGCCGACGUGGCUCCAUUCACGAUCGACUCGGCGAACGCGGCAGUGUUCACGAUCGGCUCGGCGAAAAUACACUCAAACGACCCCUCAGUUCGACCAGUAUGCGUUCCUCCAACGAUUCCAAGCCAGGUUUUGAAGUGGAAACUGACGUCACAACUUUGGGCAGGAGACAGAAACAGAUCGAAUAUGGGAAAAAUACACCGGAAUACGUUCACUAUGCUGAAUCAGUGCCACGCCCCGAUCGUAAACCAUUUCACCCAAAGACGCCCAACAUGCAUCGAAAAUACAGUCGUCGCGCGUGGGACGGUCUCGUCAAACAGUGGCGGCUCAAUCUCCACUGCUGGAGUCAAAAAGCCCAAGACAGCGGCGCCGAGCUCAAGAUGGAGCUGGGCGAAAGUGCGGCCUCAUUAACGCCAAAAGAAGAAGGUUUAAACGACUCUUUCACCUCGGAAUCCACAAAUGUCGAAACGGACUCCACCUCGUCCUCCAUCUCGGCCGCGUUUUCGGUCGGAGUCUCCUUCGCAAACCAAGUUUUGCUCAAGGUGGAACCCAAACUUGAAAAGGACGACGACGACGACGGCAUCGAAAACGACGCCCUCGACACCACGAUGACUGAAUCAUCUCAGCAAAGUCAAGAUAAAGAAGGGGACGAUAAGUUGGGCACUUCUUGGGCGGACGAGGUCGAGGAAGAGUAUUACGAAGGAAGUGAUGGUGGUGAAGGGGAGAUUAUUACGCCACCAUAAAAAUGGCCCAUUUUUCAAGGUUCUAGUUUUUUUUAAAUAGUACACGAGUCUUGUAAAAUAAGUGUUAAAUAACUACAUAGUUUCCCAUUUUCGAAAAUUUCCAAAAUUUACGUCUAUAACGUUGUUCUAAAUACUUCUAGAAAAGAAAAUGUUGGCUCUUUGUUAUCAAUUAAUGAUCAAUUAAUUAUUGCACAAAAAAUGCAGAUUAAUCAUAUAUAUUUUUCGCUUUAUAAACACUUCUUGUUGAGAUUUCCUCCUAAAUUAUUUGCUGCCAGUGUACAUACUUUUGUAUAAAUAGUUACAUGAUGAAUAUCUUACUGUAAGUGAAUCUAGGUCCAUAAAUUAAGUUAAUUAUGCAGCAAAUGUAUUUGUGUAAUUUGGUAUUUAAAUAUACGACUAUUUAAACGAGUCGUCAUCAUGCAAUGUAAGACGAGAAUGUGAAGAAUUAAUUAAUUAAUAUGAUGCGAAUUUUUUUGCAAUGCUCAACUUUUCCCAAGAUGAUAGUGUAAGAGCUCAAAUUUGCUAAAACUUUAACUGUAUUCAACAUAUUUGCAAAUGUGACAUUUCAAAGGAAUAAUUUCGGCUCAGCUUCUCGUCUUCCCAUAAAAAUAACUAACUUUUUUAAAAAAUUUGACCACCCGGCCAGGCCAAGCCACUAAACAUUUAUCCCUUAAUUUUAAUUAAAAAUUUGACUACAGCACAAUUAAUUUAAUUUAAUUAGA